Messenger RNA from Nerophis lumbriciformis (worm pipefish), 360 nucleotides. NCBI's taxonomy places the organism in Eukaryota, Metazoa, Chordata, Actinopteri, Syngnathiformes, Syngnathidae. The record is from RefSeq and is a predicted model, not a curated record.
AUGCAGGACUUCAGCCAGUCGCUUAAACGCCACGGCCUGACCCCCACCCAGUACAACGCCUUGCGCAUCCUGCGCGGCGCUUACCCCCAGGCUUUGCCUUGUGGCGAAGUUGGGCAGCGCAUGGUUACCCCGGUACCGGAUGUCACUCGCCUGCUCGACCGCCUGGCGGCCCGCUAUCUGUUGCACCGCAGCCGCGAUCACCGAGACCGGCGGAUCGUCCGCGUGCAGAUUACCGAGCUCGGUCUAGGGCUGCUGGCCGAGCUCGACCAACCGGUGGACGACAAGCUCAGCCAACUGCUCGGCAACCUCCAAGACGGGCAGCUCGAACAGCUGAUCCAGCUGCUCGAGACCUCUCGGUAG